CUUUUGAUUCCUUGAUUGUUAAAGAAAAAUUUGGAAUAAGUAUCAAAAUAUACGAUAUUUCCCGAUAAUUUCUCUCGAAAUAUGUAUAUUCUCAUUCAGUAUUGAUGAUAAUAGGGAAAUACCGUACACCCAUCCACAUUUUUUGGGAAUGAUAAUGGACUCAAAAAGCUCUAACAAGAAUGGCAGUAUCGAUGCUGAAAAUCUGAACUUGAGUUUGGAUAUGGGUGACGAUAUGAAAUUGGAUGAGGUGAAUUAUGAGAGUGAUGUUUCUUCCUCAAGUUCAGAGAGUUCCUCUGCCCCAAGCAUAAGCUCAGUAAGCACAAAUUCGUCAGGAAAGGGGCGCCGUUCCCGUCAUAAAAGGGGCCUUUCCAAAGACAAAAGCUCCUCACCAGUCACCAAGAGAAACCGAUCGAAAGAAACUAAAAGUAAGUCAUAUGAUUAUCUGACUAAACUGAACUAUCUCUUCCGUGAUGCAAGGUUCUUUGUGAUUAAAUCAAACAAUGCUGAAAAUAUCAUUCUAUCUAAAGCUAAAGGCGUUUGGUCCACAUUACCUCAGAAUGAAGCCAAUUUGAACAGAGCAUAUAGGGAGUCUAGAAAUGUUUUGCUCAUUUUCUCUGUGAAAGAGAGUGGAAAAUUUGCAGGCUUUGCUAGGUUACAUGGUGAAUCUAGGCAUGAUGGAUCUCCAAUAUCCUGGGUCCUACCCCCUGGGCUUUCAGCCAAGGCACUUGGAGGAGUUUUCAAAGUGGAUUGGAUAUGCAGGAAAGAAUUACCUUUUUCCAACACCAUGCAUUUGUACAACCCUUGGAAUGAUGGAAAACCAGUGAAAAUAGGCAGAGAUGGACAAGAAAUCGAACCCAGAGUAGCAGAAGAAUUGUGUCGUUUAUUUCCAAGUGAUGAGGGCAUUGAAAUAACACCCAUAUUGAGGUUAGCAAAGGAGGCUUCUAAAAAGAAUGGGCUACGUAGCCAUGAUGGCAACAGACAUCCAAAAUCAAGGAUGCCCCUGGCAGCUAGAUCUUCCCAUGGGUUUAGAGGUCGAGGGUCCUAUUCCAGAAGAAAACACUUCUUAUCCAGAGGGCUGACCUCCUCAAGUGCUUACAGACGUUCUAAUUCACCCCGUCCUAGAGAUAGAUACCCCAUGUACUAUGAUCGUGAGUCUCCACGGCCGUAUACGGCAGCUGCAGCUGAAGCUUAUGUAGCUGACUACAUGAGAACCAUGCAGCAUCAGUUGCCCCCUCUACCAUAUGUUGCACCACCUGGGAUGUAUUCAUCAUAUGAUAAUUUGCCACCUCCAAGGUACUAUGAUGGAAUGCCUCUACCCGAGUAUUCUUCAUCCAGGAGUGGGGGGUAUAAUGAUAAGCGAUCCUAUGAUAGAUCAGUUGAUGAGUUCAUUUGGAGGACCAGAGAUCGAUCUAGAGAUAGAAGUAGGAGCCGCCAUCGUUACAGGGACAGGCGGUGAAUUAUCCUGCAAUUUUUAGAAGACUAAUUAUUAAUUUUGGCAAAUUUAUCUUUUUUUUUUCAUCAUAAGAACCUCUCACGUUAUUUUGAUAAACGUGAUUCCCAAAUUUUUUAUUGUGAUGAUUGUAAUAAUUAUGUCAGUUUUUGGUGUAUAAAUAAGUGGAUUAUAUUUUUUGCAUUAUAUAGCUGAAAUUAUUUGAGUAAUGUCUCACAUUAUUUGUAAAUUUCUUUAAAUAAAUAAAUCUAUAAUUUCAUUGAA
Phaedon cochleariae (mustard beetle) is the source of this 1714-nucleotide messenger RNA. The record is from the annotation of a GenBank genome assembly. NCBI's taxonomy places the organism in Eukaryota, Metazoa, Arthropoda, Insecta, Coleoptera, Chrysomelidae.